Suillus discolor is the source of this 1956-nucleotide messenger RNA. Its product is annotated as Pescadillo N-terminus-domain-containing protein. Gene Ontology annotation, cellular component: nucleolus; PeBoW complex. NCBI's taxonomy places the organism in Eukaryota, Fungi, Basidiomycota, Agaricomycetes, Boletales, Suillaceae. The transcript is spliced from 6 exons. Gene Ontology annotation, molecular function: RNA binding. The record is from RefSeq and is a predicted model, not a curated record. Gene Ontology annotation, biological process: maturation of LSU-rRNA from tricistronic rRNA transcript (SSU-rRNA, 5.8S rRNA, LSU-rRNA); ribosome biogenesis. The coding region runs from base 35 to 1828 and encodes 597 amino acids.
AAGUUUUUGCAAGAAAUAGCUCAAAAAUACCGCCAUGGGUCGAUUGAAACAAAAAGGAAAGGCUGGUGCAGCAAAGACCUAUAUUACACGGUCAUCUGCUGUGAAGAAACUUCAGUGCUCUCUGGCUGACUUUCGCCGACUAUGUAUCCUCAAAGGAAUCUUCCCUCGCGAGCCCAGACAUAAGAAACGGGCAAACAAGGGGUCAACAGCACCGACGUCAUUUUACUAUGCGAAAGAUAUCGCUUACCUCGCUCACGAGCCAGUCCUGAAUAAACUGAGGGAACACAAAGCCUUCGCGAAAAAAAUCUCUCGAGCACUUGGACGAGGAGAGUGGUCAACUGCGAAGAACUUGGAGGAUAAUAAACCUGUAUACCGAUUGGAUCAUAUAAUUAAAGAGAGAUAUCCAUCAUUUAUCGACGCAGUACGAGACAUCGACGAUGCACUUUGCAUGAUCCAUCUCUUUGCAUCUCUCCCUUCGAAUCCUCGGGUUUCGCCCGCUCUCAUCGAAAAUUGUGCCCGUUUGACCGCAGAAUGGCAGUUAUAUGUCAUGCACACGCGGUCGUUGCGGAAUGUUUUCUUGUCUAUCAAGGGUGUAUACUACCAAGCAGAAAUAAUGGAUCAAAAUGUAACCUGGCUCGUACCGUAUCAAUUCCCACAGAACAUACCAUCCGAUGUGGAUGUCCGUGUUAUGCUUACCUUCCUCGAACUGUACCAGACAUUACUUGGGUUUGUAUUUUUCAAGUUAUAUACAGACGCCUCACUUGUAUAUCCGCCACCCUUGGACUCUGGCAGGGACGAAUCUGGAGCUGGCGUUGGAGCGUUCAAUCUCCGGCCAGUGAACCCAGCCACUGGAGGACCGACGAGCGAUACUCCCAAGGUAUCCAGCAAGGAAGUCCGGCAGACAAUCAAGAGCAUCACUGCAGAAUCAUCCACGAUGCCUCCUAAUGACGUAGAUAUUGAUCAUAUUGAUCGCACCGAUUCCUUUCGCGAUGCCGCUGAGGAGGAAUUUCUCCCUACACUUCUCUCACUCUCAUCCUUACCAAAACCAUCAUCGACAAACAUACUUGCCCCAUACACUUUUUGGCUAUCACGCGAAUCAUCACGAUCAAUAUUCGAGUUCCUCAUCCGGUCUUUUGGUGGUCGUAUAGGCUGGCCGGUCUCAUCAGGAGGUGGCUCACCAUUUACGGAGGAUGAUGAGACAAUCACCCACGUUAUUAUUGACAGGCCCGCUGCCAAGGGUGAUACAGCCCAGGAACAAGAACGUCGAAGACGACGGAAGUAUGUACAACCUCAGUGGGUGGUUGAUUGUAUCAACGCUGGUAAAAUCCUACUCGAGGAUCUUUAUGCCCAAGGAAAGACACUUCCACCCCACCUAUCACCAUUUGGCGAACGAGAUGGAGCAUAUGACCCAACCAUUGGCCUGGCGAACGUCGAGAACUCGUUGAUCCAAGUUGAUGACGCUGAGCUCAGCGAGGACAGUCAGGAGGUAGAAGACGUGGAGAUGGGAUCGGAAUUAGAGGGAGAUGUAAAAUCGAUGGCUGCCUUGGCGGUGGCUGCUGCAGACGACCCAGAGGCCUUGCGUGCGGCGGAACUUGCGGCAGAAGCAGCCGGCGUCGACUUUGGUACAUUCGAGAAGGAGGUACAAAAGAAACAGAAACAGCAGAAACACAAGGGAGAUGCUGUUGUCAAUGGCGGUGGUGAGGAAGACAUGAACAAGAUCCUAAUGAGCAAACGCAAGCGCCAGUUGUACGAAAGAAUGAAGUACGGGGAGAAAAAACGAGCUGCUGAGAUUGAAAAGGACAGACGAAGGAAGGCCAGGGCAUCAUGAGAUUGGUCGUAGUCUUAAGCUUAAGUCCCCAUCGCAUGAUGUUCGAACUAUGUGUGCUCGUCCUUACUGCUACCGUACUGUCUGCAAAUAUACACUGAAUCCCACGAAGAGUAUUAUGUAACUCCGAG